CAAACACGCCUGCACUCACAUUUGCGCGUGCACACCCGUCAGUGGGAAGAGGAGAGGCUCGUACUGAGGGGCUUCUCAAUGGGAGAAAAGAGAGGAGAGAGCACGAGAGAGAGAGAAAGCGUGCCACACUGAAGUGCCGUCGCAUGUGUAGGACCAAAAAGUGAAGCUUGUUUUCUUUAAGGAGACAUUUUACCUUCAAGGAGAGAGUGGGAGGCUGAGAAUUAGGAAGAAUAUAUUGCUUCUCUGCUGAUUUAAAGCUGUCAUGUCAAGCUAUUCGUCUCUCAAAUCUCAGCUAGUUUCUGACAACGUAUUGCAGCUGUGAAGAGAGAAUUUGGUGUGGGAACUUGACUGUUUAGAGGAUUGCUGGAAGACUUACAACGAGAGGGGCUCAGGGCGGGAAAAGGGCUUCUCACUGUGACCCGCGGAUCCGAACAGGAACUUUGCUGGGGGAGCUCUGUCCCGAGAGCAUGGAUGGAUAUGUGACAAUGUUCGUGUGAGGAUUUUUAUAGGAACGUUUAAAGCAGAUUAAUUUGGCAUUCUUCUGACAGCAUCUCACAGCUAGUGCUCCUGCCAUGUCCUGGUUUCUUGGUCUGUGGAUAAGUGUUAGCUGCCUACUGCUCUGCCACGCCACUUUGUACGAAACCAUUCAACAGCAUCAUGUGACCCGUCCGGGCCGCAACGCCAUACAGAUUCUGGAGGGAGGAACAUGUGAGGUCAUCGCAGCACACAGAUGUUGCAACAAGAACCGCAUUGAAGAACGCUCGCAGACGGUGAAGUGCUCGUGUUUACCGGGAAAAGUGGCCGGGACUACACGAAACAAACCCUCUUGUGUAGACGCUUCUAUCGUGAUUGGGAAAUGGUGGUGUGAGAUGGAGCCGUGUUUGGAGGGGGAGGAGUGUAAGACUCUACCUGAUAACUCCGGCUGGAUGUGUUCCUCUGGGAACAAGAUCAAGACCACAAGGAACACGCAGCCAUAUUCAACAUUUUAGCUCCGAGGGGCUCAGCAGAAGCUCAGCGGCGUCCCUCUACUCCUUAAGAUUCAUCCCCGGACCUAACAAAGAGCUCCUUCACAGGCAGUGAAUGCUGAUCCUCCGUCGAAAUGGAAGAAACCAUUACAUCAAAUGGGUGUAUUUGACUGGAUUGCCUGUGACUACACAAUAAAUAAGGACAUUUCAUGGAGAUAAAGACAGGAUUUGCUCAUUCGGUGCCAAGGAAUAUCAAAAAUCGUAUAAAUAAAGCAGUCUAAUCUGUGUUUUCGAGCCCGGCGUCUUGGACACCGACAGCUUUUCUCUUGACCGAUUUCCUCUGGUCCUAAAAUCAGACAGCUUAGUGGGGCCGUUUACCGGAUUUAAAAUUAUAUUUGAAGACUUUACCACACCUUAGGUAAACCGGACAAUCCCGACAUCAGCUGUGAACGACUGUCUGGAGGAUUACAGUGGAUAAGGUCUGAGAAAACGAGGUGGAAAUCAAUAGGAGAUAUCGUCAUCCCUCUCUCAUUUUGUCUUUUCGCCAUCCACGCCGGAUUUUAAUAGACUAUGAGCUUGUGAAAUCCCCCCCACUUCACUCCGUUUCUGAGUUUACUGCUUGCCACUGAGUCCACGCACACUGUUCGUUUGGGAUACCCCGGGGGAAAGGUCACAUCCCUGUCUACACCUACUUCGGCAAGAUAUCGUUUUAUUUGUCGGCAUGCUCGGUGUAUUCUGUGGGAGCAUUGUUUUAAAAGUAACUGUAUAUAUUUCUGUAUAUAUACUUAUAGAUGCAUAUUAAAAGAUGUCAUAUGAAGACCUUACAUGCCCUUAAAACCUGUCCAGUGGGUUAAAACAAUGUAAUUCCUGACUGUAUUCAUGGUUUUGGUUUUCAAAACGAGAUAAACAAUUCAUUCCCAGUUAAAAAUAUGUAUUCUCUUGUCGUAAUGGACAUUAUGCAUUUUUUGCUUGAAAUGAGAGUGGUGGAAAUGGACACAAUGGCUAAACACAGUCCACAGUUACUUAUCUAAAGGCAGAUAACUAAAUUCACCCCAUGUUUCAAUCUGUUUCAUGCUGUUUUGAGAAUAGAUAGGCAUCAUAAUGCUUGUGUGAGUUUCAUCAAUUCAACACAAUCAAAGACGUUUGGCUUGUUAAAGACAUUUUACAUUGGAUCUGUGUCGCUGGACCGAGACGUGAUUCAGUUCGGAUAAAAGAAGCCCUUUUAUAUAUAUAUAUAUAUAUUUUAAGUUGGUGGGGUGUAUAGGGAAGCGGAGUUUUGUUUUAAAGAUAAUGCUUGGCAGCUUGUGAGUUGUCUACCGAAUCUCCAUACAGUAUUAAUUCAGAAGGAUAUUACCACAUGUUUAGCACUGUAAUUGACAUUUAAAGUGUUCUGCUUUGCCGUAUAAUGUGUUUGUCAAGGUGAAAAAGAUUAUUGACAAGUGAUGGGCUUCAUUUCUCUUUACUGGAAUCAGUCUAGACAUGCAAUUGCCGAAACCCUGGACCCUUAUAGAUUAACGUGCAGCCUUAUCAGACGCAAAUCAAUAU
Paramisgurnus dabryanus is the source of this 2510-nucleotide messenger RNA. RefSeq names its product TAFA chemokine like family member 1b (gene tafa1b). Gene Ontology annotation, biological process: regulation of neuroblast proliferation; neuroblast differentiation. NCBI's taxonomy places the organism in Eukaryota, Metazoa, Chordata, Actinopteri, Cypriniformes, Cobitidae. The record is from RefSeq and is a predicted model, not a curated record. Gene Ontology annotation, molecular function: receptor ligand activity.